UAGCACAUAUGAUAAAAACUGAUAAUGUUAUCACUAAAUUAAAAGAAUGAAGAUUUUUGUGUUCUUUAUUAAAAUUGAAUAUUUAUUUCAAAUGUUGAGUUUAUAAAAAAAUUAUUUAAUAAUAAUGUACAUACAUACAAAUUAUUUUCUUACUCUAAUCGUUGUUAUUUAGUCACAAAAUUCUAGUUAAAUCGCAAGUUAACAAAUAAUUGUAUGUAAAAUAAAUGUUGGUUUUAAACUAUCCAAAGGUUUUCAAUUUUAAGUAUUUACCUACCUAAUUUAUUUCUUGUUUGUGUACCUCAUAAUUUCAGACCAAUAUGGACAAUGAAUGCUUAGUUCUUCAAGAAGAGGAGAGAGAAGCUCUGCUUUCAAUAUAUGACGGUGAUGAAGCUUUUAAGCAAUUAUCACCUACUAUUUAUCAAUAUAAAGUAAAUAACUUUUUUUUUUUUUUAUAUAUAAUAUGAAAUUUAAAAACCAAAAUGUUGAUAAUUAAUGAAUUAUUAAGCUAACAGUUAUAUUUUCUUAAUUGGAAAUUCUGUUCAUAAUUUAAGAAUUUUGAGUGUAAACAUUAAAAAAAAAAAAGAAAAAAGUUAAUUGAUUAAAACUUUAAAACAUAGUACACUUUUGUUGUUAAUUUAGGAGUAAGCUACAUCCUUUAUAGUUAAACUAAGAACUUGUUUAAAGCAUUUAAAUCUGUAAUUAAGUUAUGACAUUCAAUUAAAAAUGUAGUAAUAUUUUUUAGAAAAAAUUGCAAAUUGCAUAAAUUUGUAUUAUACAUUAAACAUUUUAUUUAUGCUUAAAGUCUGAUAAAAGACAUUUAAGUUUAUACUUUACAAUAAAUAAUGGAAUUUUUUUAAAACUUUUUGUAGAAAAUAUAAAAUUGUCAUGUAAUAUCAAAUUAAAAAAAAAAAAAAAUUAAAUUACUGAUAUUUUAUUUUGUGUGUUUUUUAACAGUAUGGAGAAGAUGGUGAUCAUAAAUCGUUUUUGUUAGAGGUUGAAUGGCACAACAAAUAUCCAAAUGAAGCGCCUAUAAUUAAUUUAGACAUGUUCUAUAAUAAGCAUAUGUUUGUAUAAAUUAAAUUUUUAUGUUUUUUACAUGAUAUUAUCUAUUUGGUGGCCUCAUUUAGCUUAAUCAUCAAACUUAAAAUAUUAAUAAUACCUAUAUUUUUAUUUUAUUUUUAAUCUGAAAAAAAUAAAAAAAAGGGGCAUCACCAAAUGGUUUGUUCUUUAGUGAGUUAAACCGUUUACUCUUCCAAACAUCUCAAUUAAUAGAAAGUUGAAGUAAUAUUAAUAAAGAUUUAUUUUUUAAUAUUUAAAAGUAUCAAUUUUAACUGAACUUAUAAUUUCUGUUACAUUAUUCUGAUAUUUUAAGUGAUAUUAUAUAUUUAAUAAUAUAUAUAUAUAUAUAUAUAUAUAUUUGUAUAAAAAUUAUAGAGUCAGUUCAGUUAAACAAAAUAUAAAAGAUCAGAUUUCAAAAGAGGCUGAUCAUUAUUUGGGAGAAUCGAUGACAUUUACUCUUAUUGAAUUUCUCAAAGAUUUUGCUGUAGAUCUAGUUGCUGACCAACCAGAAAAAGAAGUUAUUGAAAACAUAAUUAAGCUUGUAAGUAUUUUUAUCAUUCAUAUUAUACAUUUUAAUUAGUAUUUGAAUUUGUGCUUUUAAGACUAUAGAAAAUGAUGACGAAGCUACAAAAAAAAUAGUCAAAAAAGAAACUAUGAGCAAAGCUCAAAAAAGAAAACAAUGGGAUCGUUUAGAUUCCAAAGGAGAAAAACCACGAGGAUAUGAUUGGAUUGAUGUUGUUAAACAUUUAUCUCAAACAGGAUCAUCCAAGAUAGAAAUAUGAAUGUAAUUAAAUUUAAUAACACUGUGAUAUGUAUCAUUACUAUUUUUUCGUCAAAAAUAUAUUUUCAUUGACAGUAAUAUUAUGUUUUCUUCUUGAAUGUGUCUGGCUAGUUUAUUAAUAAUUUGUUACCACGAAGCUCUCCAUUCAUCAACAACUAGAUGGUGAUUUAUACAGCUCCAAUCUAACAUAAAAUAAAUAAUCAGUGAUAAUAUAUGCAUUCAUAGUAUAAUAUAUAUUAUUAAUUAAAUACCUGACAUUUUAGCAUGCAAGAGAAAUUUAUCAAAAUUUUUAUUAACAAAAUCACAUGAUAGUUUAAUGUACUCUGAAUGUGUGCAACAGAAUUGAGUGUUGUUGGAUGUGUAUUUCAUCUGAAACAAUUUAUAGCUCUAUAUUAAUUAUAAAUGCUAAUAAGUGUUUUUAUUCAAUACUUACAGAUCGAAGAGGAUUAAGUUUUAUCAACGAGGAUUUAUUUUUAGGACUUAUUAAAUGACCUAAUAUGUUUGAGUGAAAGUAUGCUUUCAAAAUAUUUUCAGUGUUAAUACUUUUGUCUAAAACGACACGUAUUAUGUUUUUAUGCGUGUCAACAAUUAAAAUAUAUAAAUAAUCUUUAUAUAAUUCAAUAUGAUCUAUCAUGUCCCAUGUAGAUAUUGCAUUACGGUACAAUAAAUCGUGAACAGAUGCGCCCAAUAGUAUUUUAAAUGAAGAUAACUUUUCAUCU
Cinara cedri is the source of this 2559-nucleotide messenger RNA. The record is from the annotation of a GenBank genome assembly. Lineage: Eukaryota; Metazoa; Arthropoda; Insecta; Hemiptera; Aphididae.